ACACAAUUAACCAUGUGUGUGUGUGUGUGUGUGUGUGUGUGUGUGUGUGUGUGUGUGUGUGUGUGUGUGUGUGUGUGUGUGUGUGCGUUGGUUUUUAUGAUUUAUCAGGACUUUUCACCUGAUUACGUGCCGACAUUAUCGGGACAUUUGGGAUUAUGAGGACAGGGACGGUGUCCUCAUAAUUCCUGUAAUACAGAUGCAUUUAUCUAAGUUAGAAAACCCCCCCUGCAAACUUUGGGGCCAAGUCCUCUUACACCACAAAACCACGAAAACCAGUUCACACAGUGUAAACUCUGCAUUCAGCAUCGCGCCCUCUGUAGGCUGGAGCCGGAGAAACACCAGAAUAACACUUGCGUUAAGAUUUACGGCUGCUGAUUGGCUAGUUCUGGACUAGCCAUCUAAGGUUGUGAUUGGCUGAGAGGUAUGUCAUUCACUGCGAAUCCUCGUUUCUAUCGGUGGACUUCAGCAGGAGACUAAGAGGACACUACAAUAUCCUGUAAUAUCCAAGUCGUGGAACAGACUGUAAUCAGGAGGAGAUGGCUUCUUCGAAGUUGAGAAGUAGAAAACUUUCUCCAAAACAAGAGGCUGCAUAUUUUAUAUCUGCAUGUAAAGACAAAGAUGGACUUUAUGUGAAAUAUAUAAAUUCAUAUAAAGGCCGUGGGGUAUACAGCAGAUUCCAUUUUGAGAGGGGAGAUUUUCUUCUGGAAUACAGAGGGCAACUCAUCAGCAGGCAUGAAUGUGAAAGUAGACAGAAAAUAUAUCAUGAUGCCCUCAAAGUGUUCAUGUUUGAAUUUUAUUUCAAUGGAAAAUUGUUUUGCAUUGAUGCUGCCCGAGACGAUGGCUCCCUUGGGAGACUGGUGAAUGAUGACCAUGUUAGCCCAAACAGCAAAAUGAAAAAAAUAACCAUAUCAGGAAAGCCCCAUCUAUGUUUAUUCGCAACCAGAAGCAUUAGUCCUGGAGAAGAAAUUACAUAUAACUACGGUGACUCUGACUGGCCAUGGAGAUGCAAGGUGGCUACUGAAAAAGACCAACUGCACCCAAAAGAGCAGAGCACAUCAAGUGAGAACAUAACCGAUGUGGGAAUGACUACGAAUGUCCAGUUGUUGCCAGAAGGACAGCAUGCAGAUGUCCUAAGAGAAGAGACAGAAGAGGCUGUUUCUGAGGGAGACCCCUGUGCCAAUACUCUGAUGGAUACCUCAUCACUUAGCAAAGAAAUGGAACAGAACAUAACCGAUGUGGGAAUGACUACGAAUGUCCAGUUGUUGCCAGAAGGACAGCAUGCAGAUGUCCUAAGAGAAGAGACAGAAGAGGCUGUUUCUGAGGGAGACCCCUGUGCCAAUACUCUGAUGGAUAACUCAUCACUUAGCAAAGAAAUGGAACAGAACAUAACCGAUGUGGGAAUGACUACGAAUGUCCAGUUGUUUCCAGAAGGACAGCAUGCAGAUGUCCUAAGAGAAGAGACAGAAGAGGUAGCCACCAAACUUGAUUUUUGCAAGACAGGGGGUCACAGAUCAUCAUUUCCAAAUGAGAAUGUUGAGAAGCAGCCCUGUAAGCAUGAGGUCAUCCAUGCAAAUUUUUCAAGCAUGGACAAAUGUUCUGCAUGUUUUGGACCUGUGGCGCCACUCAAGUGGAUUGGUCUGAGGUGUAAAGUGUGCUCUAAAUUUUGGCACAAGAACUGCUUUGCAAAAUUUGAAAAGAAUGAUGAAGAACCACUUUCAUGGGAUAUAGGAUUUUCAAGUUCUGAUGAGGAAGUGUCACUCUCAGAUGAGGAAUAUGUCCCAGACUCAGACAGUGAAUCGUGCAGUUCAGUGGAGUUAGCAGCAGGAUAUGUAAACAAUGUCCAAAACAAAUGUUCCUCAAAUGAACAGAACGUGAAAGUUGCCACCUCAGAGUGCACCAAAUCUCAGAAAACAAAGUUGAACCAGGAAGGUGUAAGCAAAGGUUCACAGUAUUUGAAGGCCAGGGAAGUGUCUUGUUUAAAUGAGGAUGAUUUAUUUUGUUGUCUGGAGGAGUUGACAAGUGGAGAAUCAGACAAUGAGUCAGACAGUUCUGCAGAAGGGACAGAUUUACUUUCAAGCACCAGUCAAGUUAAACGCCUUUCAGAGAUCAAAAGAUCAUCAAAAGUUGACGUUUUAAUUAAUAGAUCAGAUCGUGUUUCUUUGCCCAGAAAAGACCAUAAAACACCUACAAGUGAACAGCAGUUGGAAAUAAUAGGUGGUACUAGUGCACUUGAUUUGCCUGGAGAUUAUAAGGAUGUAUCAGUGGCAGGAGCAAAGGGUAACAUGGCUGGAGCUGAGAAAUGUCUUCAAUCAUCAGACAUUUCUUGUUCUGAAAAUAAGAAUUACUGUUACAUUUGUGGGAAACCACAGUCAAAAAUAUCUCGUCAUUUAAAAACCCAUUUGACUGAAGUUGAAGUUGCAGAAGCACUGUCAUUUCCAAAACGCUCAAAAGAACGCAAAAGACUACUAGAAAAAAUUCGGAACAAGGGGAACUAUCGGCAUAAUUCCAAUGUAUUAGAGAAAGGAAAUGGGUUGCUUAAAGUAAAACGAAGGCCAAACAAAGAUUGUGAUUCAAAACAGUUUGUGCAUUGUAUGUACUGCAAAGCAAUGUUUGGGCGUAAAGAACUAUGGCGACAUGUGAGAAGAUGUUCCUCAAAGCCAGGUUCAGUAAGUGAACAUCAGGGACGGACCAGAGUGUUGGGUUUGGCUGCCAUGGCAGAGUCUACAUCUUUGCAGCAGAUAUCUGGAGGAGUUUGGAAGCUCUUGAGUGCAAUGAAGCAAGAUGACAUAUCUUCUGUUGUACGCAAUGACUUCUGCAUUCUUCAGCUAGCGCAGUCAUUCUUCAACAAACAUGGAAAUGACCCUACCAAGUUUGAAUAUAUUCGUCAGAAGCUUCGAGAAAUUGGGAGGUUUUUGAUAACAUUGCGCAGUGAGUCCUCUAUAUACAGCCUUGAGGAAGCUAUAAAACCAGCUAAUUUCCAGCAUGUUAUUGAAGCUGUGAAGAAAGUGUCAGGUCAUGACGAAGAAAAAAACUACUACCAAAGGCCAAGCCUAGCAUUGAAAUUGGGCCACACAUUGCAAAAGGUCUGCGAGCUCAUCCACUGCAGAGGUCUAAUGGCAGAAGAUGAAGAGUUAAUUAAGUCAACUGAGACAUUCAGAAAGCUAUAUACCACCAAGUGGUCUGAGCUAAUAUCACACAGGGCUUUAAGCACAAUGAAUGAAGCAAAAUUCAAUAAACCGUCAACACUGCCUUUCACUCAUGAUGUUCAGCUCCUUCAUAAACACCUGGAAACUACUGCCAAUGCAGCAUCUGAAAACCUGAAAAAAACAUCAUCAUCACAAAGUUAUGCAGAACUUGCAAAAGCUACCCUUGCAAGGGUAAUUAUUUUCAAUCGUAGGCGUGCCGGUGAAGUAUCUAAAAUGCAGCUCAAAAGCUUCCAGGAAAGAGAGAACACACUACUUCACGCAGAUGUUGCAGUAGGUCUUUCCAAAUUUGAGCAGAAACUCUGUAGUCAUUUUAGUAGAGUUGAAAUCAGAGGUAAAAGAGGUCGAAAGGUUGCUGUCCUCCUCACACCAGAUAUGGUAGAUGCCCUAACACUUCUGGUGAAUAAAAGAACAGAGUGUGCGGUUCAGGAUAACUGCUUCUUGUUUGCUAGACCCAAAUGCCAGAGUCAUUACAGAGGUCAAGAUUGCUUGCGGCUCUAUGCAACUCAGUGUGGUGCUCAAAAUCCACAACAUCUCAGGUCAACACAUUUGCGCAAACACGUGGCCACUCUAUCACAAAUUCUUAAUUUGAAAAACAAUGAAUUAGAUCAAGUUGCUGACUUCUUGGGGCACGAUAUUCGUGUACACCGUGAGUAUUACAGGCUUCCAGAAGCGACAACUCAGCUGGCAAAAAUAUCCAAACUUCUGCUUGCUAUGGAAAAAGGGUGUCUCCCUAACUUUCAAGGCAAAUCACUCGAUGAAAUUGAAAUUGAAGAUGAGAUCAACUUAACUGAUGGCAGUGAUGGAACUGAACCUGACAGUGAUACAGAGGAUGCUACCUUGGGCACACCAAGACUGAAUGAAAGUCAAAGCAUUCAGCCAGCUACAGAAGAUAAUGCUGGAGGCUCAACAGAUUCCAUCAGUGUGGGCCAGGUUUUUACAGCAGCAAUUAAAACCUCAAAGAAGAAGUCGCGAACACAGUGGUCAAAACAGGAGGUGACAGCUGUAUUGAAACAUUUUAAAGAUCAUAUAACCAAAGGAAAACUGGCAACAAUGGCAGAGUGUCAGCAGUGCAAGUCAGCUGAGGACCCUGUUCUGGCAGGGCGCACUGUACAAAAUAUAAGAGAUUUUGUUAGAAAUAGAGGGAUCACACUAAAAAGGAAAACCAUGUCUAAUUGAAUAUAUAUUAUUUUCUAUAGAGGCAAAAAUGCCAAGGAGAAAAAUAUUGUUUAUUUCUAAUUUUUGGGGAGUAAAGAAUUUGCCCUCGUGUCAUGCACUCUUAAGUUGCAGAAAGUCUUUUGUUACAAGUUAUAAUAAAAAAUUAAUUAUUUUAAUAUUAAUAUUUUAAUUUCACGUUAGUACUUGUGCAUAAGUAAUCUGCAUUUCAUUAAUCAGGAAAAAAGUCAUUUUUGUUUUUGUGCAUAUUCGAGGUCCAAUAAAACAUCACUGACCUUCUAGCACAGUGAAUGGA
This is a messenger RNA of Brienomyrus brachyistius, 4674 nucleotides long. Its product is annotated as histone-lysine N-methyltransferase SETD5-like. The record is from RefSeq and is a predicted model, not a curated record. The transcript is spliced from 17 exons. Lineage: Eukaryota; Metazoa; Chordata; Actinopteri; Osteoglossiformes; Mormyridae. Gene Ontology annotation, biological process: DNA integration; DNA recombination. Bases 537 to 4382 code for a protein of 1281 amino acids. Gene Ontology annotation, molecular function: protein binding; DNA binding.